Molecule: messenger RNA, 5138 nt
Organism: Bactrocera neohumeralis
Lineage: Eukaryota; Metazoa; Arthropoda; Insecta; Diptera; Tephritidae
Gene: Eps-15
Product: epidermal growth factor receptor substrate 15-like 1
Exons: 15
Coding region: 284-4423 (1379 amino acids)
Biological process (GO): endosomal transport; endocytosis
Cellular component (GO): clathrin coat of coated pit; cytoplasm; plasma membrane
Molecular function (GO): cadherin binding; calcium ion binding
Source: RefSeq, a predicted model, not a curated record
UCUAGAAAAUGUAUUGGAAAAUGCUGUCGUGAAGUAAUUGAACCAAAUAUAUUUGUUAAAUCUGAAAGAAAAAGUGAAUACUAUCAAUUGUGAAGUUAAUGUAAAGUUCAAUUGAAUUGUUAGGUUAACAUCCCUAUUAGACUGUUUGUGGCGUUCCAAUUGAAAUUAGACCAUUUAAGCAACUCUACAGAAGUAUUAAGAAGUAUCACCGUAUCUUCAUAGUACAGAUUAAUUUGCCGUUGAAGUUGUGUUGGAUCGAGAAAGAGUACACUGGAUUUAAAUAAUGAAUUUAGAUUUUGCGAAAUUGUGCGGCAAACAUGCUGCCAUUUAUGAGGCAUAUUACAAACAGAUUGACCCAAAGGGUUCUGGUGCUAUAGAAGCGAUGACGGCUGCGAAAUUUUUAAAAAAAUCUGGUCUUAGUGAUGUUGUGCUUAGCCGAGUUUGGGAUUUAUCAGAUCCUAACGGAAAGGGUUUUCUUGAUAAGCCUGGUUUCUUUGUUGCAUUAAAACUCGUGUCACUGGCUCAAGCUGGUCAAGUGAUAAAUAUGAGUAAUAUAUACACGGAAACAGCGAAUCCACCAAAAGUUGGUGAUAUCCCAAAAAUUUUACCACCUCGCAUACAAACAGUUCCAGUGGCUAGCGUAGGUACUAUAAGUGGCGAUUGGUCUAUUAGUGUCAUAGAUCGUUUGAAAUAUGAGCAACUUUUCGAGACCCUAAAACCCAUUAAUGGAAUGUUGCCGGGCAACAAAGUCAAGGGUGUGCUCAUGGACUCGAAACUGCCUAUGGAUACUUUGGGAAAAAUUUGGGAUUUAGCUGAUCAGGACAAAGAUGGUAACCUGGAUAAGCAUGAAUUUAUCGUGGCAAUGCAUCUUGUUUAUCAAACAUUGGAAAAACGCACUGUACCCGAUGUGCUACCGCCAGAGUUGCGCAAGCCUAAUUCCGGUGGAGGUCCACCGCCAAAGCCUGCUCCGCCAAUUGUGUCAAGCAAUUCGGCAACAAUGCCACGUGCCCCAAGUGGUGAAGGAUUUGGGGAUGGUGGUUUUGUGGCCAACUUUCCCAAAGAUAUAGCACCUCCACCAGCUAUACCACCGCUGCCUGUCGCGAUACCAACAAUGACACGUGUUCCACCUGUCGGUGCAAGUGGUGUUCAAUCACAACCGCUUAUAUCAACCGAUCCGCUAAUACCCAUCGGCGCGCCACCUUCCGUAACAGCUAGUGCUGAUUGGGUUGUUAGUCCAGCCGAGCUGAAACGUUUUGAAAUAACAUUCAGAGAUUCAGACCGAGACAAGGAUGGACUUGUGUCGGGGCUUGAAGUGAAGAAUGUGUUCAUACAAUCGGGCGUACAGCAAAACUGUUUGGCGCAUAUUUGGGCUCUUUGUGACACAAACCAGUCAGGAAAAUUAACUCUUGAACAAUUCGCUUUGGCUAUGUGGAUGGUGGAACGUAAACAGAAGGGCAUCGAGCCACCUCAGGUACUGACAGCCAACAUGGUACCACCGUCUAUGCGUAGCAUCGUAUCUGGCGUAGAUUUGCAACCACAAGAACCUAAACCGACUUAUUCUAAUCCUGAGCUAGAAAUGAUCUCCAAGGAAAUCGAAGAGCUUGCCAAGGAGCGCCGUGCUUUGGAAACAGAAAUUGCACAGAAAGAAGCAGAUAUACGCAUAAAAUCGGGCGAAGUUCGUAGCCUACAGAGCGAAUUGGACACGUUGUCAGCUACAUUAAAACAGUUGGAAAAUCAACGUGGUGAGGCACAGAAACGUUUGGAUGACUUGAAAGCACAGAGCAUUGACUACCAGACGGUACUAAAAAACAUGACUUUAGAUAUAUCUCAGUUAAGAGUGCAGGUAACCAAAAUACGAGAUCAAUGUCAAAAACAAGAGGAAACCAUAAACGAGCAAGAGGGUGAACUAAAUGCAAAACGCUCUGAGUUGCAAAAAUUAAAAGACGAGGAAGCUGCGUUGCAAAAGGAGUAUGAUCAAAAUAAUCGAGAGCUGCAGAAGCUAACACAACAUUUACAAAAUACCCAAUUACAAAUUAGUUCGGUACGCUCGAUGGUAACACAAUUACUGGAAACUCAACGUCAAAUGACUGAUGCGUUGUUGAUGUGUCGUGCGGCCAUCUCAAAUCAAGACGCAGAGUUGGUGUCCGAGUAUCAAUUAAAAAUCGAACCAGACUUCAAUGAAGCGCGCCAAAUACUUGAAAAGAAAGUAGAGGAACCAAAAGCGGACGAUCCAUUUGGGGAAAAUAGUACUGUGGAAUCAACAACGAAAACUACAAACGGAUUCGCCAGUAAUGGCUUUGGUAAUGACCCUUUCACAGCAAAUAGCGGCAGUGCAACUAUUGGUCGCACUGGAUUUGAUGACAGCUUUACGGCUACAAGUGGAUUUGGUGAAAGCGGAUUCGAUGGUUUUGGUAGCAAUAGCGGCUUUAGUCAACCAGCAAAGGAUCCCUUCGGCGGAGAUGCUUUCGCAAAUAAACCUAGUAAUGCAAUAACGCCUGAGCCGGGUAAAGAUGACUUCGGAAGUGAUCCAUUUGCCGCGUUACAUGCACCUACCGGACAGGGUCAAGUGUUAAGCCCAAAUGCCCAAAAAUCUGGACCACCACCGAGGCCUGAGUCGCCAAGUCCAGCUUUGCCACCAAAGAAAUCGAAGGUGCCACCUCCGCGUCCAGCACCACCACGCCCAAUGCAGGGACCUGCACGGCCUGUUCAACCAGCUUCCGACGCAUUCGGUUCUAACACAUCCGGCGGAGGUGGUGGUUUUGCUGACUUUGCAGAUUUCGACAAUAAGGUCUCGAGCAUUCCACCGCCUAUAGCAUUCCCUCCACAAUUAACAUCUGCACUUGUGUCAUAUAACACUACAAACAGCAAAAGCAGUAGCUCAUUCGACAUGCCCAUAAUUACAAAGAUUGUCACACCAGUCACCACCACUACAUUCGCAUCGGUAUCAAGCUCAUCGCCAUCUACGUCAGUGUCUACAUUAACGGCAAUCGCAAACAAUUCCAACAACUCAUCUACAAUGUCCUCGUCUAUAAAUGAUAACUUAACGCGUUCCAUCACACCGCUGCAGCAGGCGUCCGCUGUAACGUCCUUGUUCGUCAGUAAAUCGAGCGAAACAAUAGCAGAUGCUUCCGUGGAGAAUGUGCGAGAAAGCCGAGCAUCUAUUAUUAGUGGUCCGACAGAUUUUUCAGAUGAUCCCUUCAAGGACUAUCGUUAUGAGGAUCCAUUUAGUAUUAAAGAUCCGUUCGCAGACGAUGAAGAUAUAGAUACGGAUCCGGAGAAGAUUUUCAAGGAUGACUUCUCAGACGAUGAUAAGGCCAAGACUUCAUCUACUGGUUUUACGGCAAACAGCACCAAUACUCAACCCUUUGUAGUUAGCAAUAAAUCUGCAACUCCGUUAAGCGCUGAUUUUCUUGACCAGUUCGAUGCUUUCAAUUUGAAUCCUAGUCCUGUGCCUUCACAACAGUCUUCAACAUCGGGCGGCUUAACAGGUAUAGGUUUUGGCAGUGGGGGUCAGAGUAGUAUUAGUAGCUCAAGUAAGAAAUCGAAUAGCGUUACACCUAUUCCACAUGCAAUGGGGGCCGAAGUUAGUGGCGUUGGUGGUAGUUUAUUUGAUGACUUCGCCAAUUUUGAUACAUUUGGUGCUACGAAACCGAAAGCGACAGUUGCGCUGUCUUCUUUGGGGGAACUGGAUGCUGCAUUCAAAAGCAACAACUCAGAAGAGCCAAAACCCAAGGCAAAUGAUUCCUUCUUCGAAGCAUUUAAUGAUAAUUUUGAUAACAAUUCUAAUCGUGAUGUGCAGACAAGUACACUAACUGGCAAGUCGAACACAAACAUUUUCGAUCCCUUUGGUGAUAGCAAGGCAAAUUUGGAUGCAUUUGAUGCCUUUAGCACUUCCAAGCGCAGUGAUUCAGCCUUUGUAGAUCCUAAAGGAAAUUCGGCCAUUACUAAAUCAUCUAAAGUGUUUGAUGACUUCAAUGACAAUGCAUUCGAAGAUGACUUCUUUAAGAUAAAAGACAAUAAUGCAAAUGCUAACUUUGAUGUCAAGUUGACAACUACGCUCUCAAAUAAUGCUAAUACUAAAGACGAUAGCUUUGGAAAAUUCGAUGAACUCAACAACAGUCUUAAUUUUACAAACGAUUUUGAUACUGCUUUAAAUAACUCAAAAAAUUUAACUGAUAAUGAAGAGGUAAAAUCUUUAUCGGCGUUUCGUAAAGAUGCACUAGGAGCUACGGCAUUAACGAAAGUACAAAAUAUCACAACUCUAAGUAAGGUGUCAAAUCCAGAUGUAGCCCUUGCUGUAGUUGGCGCAGCUGGGGAAAAUGGUGACAAAGUUGCAGAAAAAUUCGCUGCCGACUACUCCAAAGCAGAUACAUUCGAGUUGGAUUUGCAAGAGGCGCUUAAACGCAGUAUGCUGGAAAAUUAAGAAUUGAUAUUAAAUCUCGACAUACCACUUUGUAUAAUUAUUAUUAAUUUCGAUGUAUUUAUAACUCUAUAUACAUACAUAUUUCGCUGUUAUAAAUAUAUUGUAAAAGUAGUAAUAUAGUUCGCCAUAAUAAAAUGGAAAUUAGACAUAACUAGGAAUAUGGCCGUUGCCCGUUCAACGAUUCACUCAAUGGUGAUAAAAACCUUAUUUAUAUGUCAUUUAUAAUCGGUUUUGCUCAGAUUUUGUACUCAUACUUUUAUUUACAUCAUGAAUGAUUAUUUUAUACUUAAAACUAUCUGUUAAACCACCUUAUUUUGCCUAGAGUUGUAUUUGUGUUGCGUAUCAUAUGACUAGUUUUGUAAAAUUUGUCUUUGGAAACUAUUUUUUAUGCGUAUAAAAUUUGUAAUUCGGAUUUUUGGAUUUAUACUGCGUUUGUUUUCACACUGCGGGCAUCACAUUAUACUUGUACAAUCCUAAAUAUUUGCAAAAAAUAAGACAGCAAUGCGGUACAAAUAAUUGUUUUUAGAUUUGAAAAUCCAUUUCUUACAAUCUUUAGUACGCAUAAUUUGAUUACCAACCAAAAAUUAUCUAAAAAUUCCAUAAUUUAAAUUUUGUAUUAUUAACUUUAUAAAUUAUUUUUGUUUAGCUAUAUGAAAAACUUAUCAUUUACAAGUACAUUUAUAAUAAAAUGCGAAGCAUGAUUAUACAUAUACCA